UGGUCAUUUCCUCGUCUCUCGUGUUCAUUUGUUUUGCGGUAGUCGAUUUGAGUAGCCGAAGAGGAGUUUCUGUUUGCCGUUCGUUUUUCGCUGUCUGCAUUUCUUCAUUCAUUGUAACUGGUGCUAAAUAUGGCCAAUAACAGAGGCAGUUUGGUUGACGCGAUGUCGGAGCUCCUGACAAGGGGCACGGGUGCCGACAUUACGCUGUGUGUCCGAGGUGGUGAAGUAGAGGCGCACAGCUUAAUACUCGCUGCCAGGAGCCCUGUCUUCGCAGCUAUGUUACUGCAGCACGACACGGAGGAAGCUGCCAGUGGCCGUGUCCAGAUACCGGACGUAGAGGCUGCCACUAUGCGGCAGCUCGUCCGCUACGUGUACACGGACGAGGUCCCGGAGGGGAAAGAAUCUGCGGCAGAGCUUCUCGUGGCUGCAGACAAAUACGGCCUCCUUCUGCUGAAGGAGGCUUGCGAGGACCGGUUGCUGCAGAAUCUGUGUCUAGAAAAUGUGGCGGAGUGUGCGGUGCUGGCCUGGCAGCACUGUUGCUCGCGCCUGCUCGGUGCCGCCGUCGAGGUGAUCUCCCGGGACCCUCCGGAGGCCCGCAAGACGGAGGGCUGGCGAGAGGGAGUGGCCUGCUGCCCGCGACUGAUGACGGAAAUCUCGGAUUUGGUUGAAGCGAAAAUCAGUGCCGCAAAGGAGGAAGCCUUGAAGAAGUGGCUGCACGAGGCUGCAGAAUGUGGAAACAUGGCCGAAAUCGUAGAAAUCCUGGCACAGGGAGUAGACAUAAACUGCCGGUGUGAACACGGCAACACGGCACUUCACAAGGCGGCAAAGGGUGGCGACGUCUUGGCCGUAAACUGGCUGUUGGAGGCGGGUGCCGAUGUCUGCGCGCAGAACAACUGGCAGCAGACGCCCCUCCACGUAGCAGCGGGAUAUGGCAGACAGGGAGUCGCCAUGGCCUUGCUGUUUUACAGGGCUGACAAAGACGCGUGGGACGGCAGCGGGCAGACGGCUCUGCAGGUUGCCGCCGCGUGUGGUGAAGCGUCCGUGGUCAACCUGUUGUUGCGGCUGGGAGCAGACCGAUCCGCUGCCGGAUACGGCAUGACGCCUCUACAACUUGCCCAGGCGUACAAUAGGAAGGCUGUCGUCGAUAUUCUGAGUGGGAUUCGUACGGUGUAAGGUGGACCUUUUGUACCAUUUUCGA
This is a messenger RNA of Schistocerca cancellata (South American locust), 1198 nucleotides long. Its product is annotated as poly [ADP-ribose] polymerase tankyrase-1-like. The record is from RefSeq and is a predicted model, not a curated record. Gene Ontology annotation, molecular function: ubiquitin protein ligase binding. The coding region runs from base 130 to 1173 and encodes 347 amino acids. Gene Ontology annotation, cellular component: cytoplasm. The transcript is spliced from 3 exons. Lineage: Eukaryota; Metazoa; Arthropoda; Insecta; Orthoptera; Acrididae. Gene Ontology annotation, biological process: proteasome-mediated ubiquitin-dependent protein catabolic process; regulation of proteolysis.